Cynara cardunculus var. scolymus (artichoke) is the source of this 1891-nucleotide messenger RNA. RefSeq names its product protein NRT1/ PTR FAMILY 8.2-like. Gene Ontology annotation, biological process: oligopeptide transport; transmembrane transport. Gene Ontology annotation, molecular function: transmembrane transporter activity. NCBI's taxonomy places the organism in Eukaryota, Viridiplantae, Streptophyta, Magnoliopsida, Asterales, Asteraceae. Gene Ontology annotation, cellular component: membrane. The transcript is spliced from 4 exons. Bases 89 to 1891 code for a protein of 600 amino acids. The record is from RefSeq and is a predicted model, not a curated record.
GUUUUUUUCCCAGUAAUCCCAGAGGUCAAAUUCUCCAGGUUAUGAUUGAUUUCAAAAGGGUAAAAGGGUAAUUAAACACUGAACAAGAAUGGCAGAACCAGUUGAGGUUUACAACAAACUUGACACUGAAGAAGAUGAUGACGUGUACACUAAAGAUGGUACAGUUGAUUACAAGGGCAAUCCUGCUAACAAGAAAACCACAGGCACUUGGAAAGCUUGCCCUUAUAUUCUUGGAAACGAAUGUUGUGAAAGAUUAGCGUAUUACGGGAUGAGCACGAAUCUGUUGCUUUAUUUCAAGAAUAACCUUGAUCAACAUAGCGUUACGGCCUCGAAAAACUACUCAAAUUGGUCUGGAACGUGUUAUAUAACGCCGUUGAUAGGUGCGUUCGUGGCCGAUGCCUAUCUAGGACGAUAUUGGACCAUUGCCAUCUUUUCCGUCAUCUAUGUUAUCGGAAUGACGUUAUUAACUUUAUCAGCAUCGGUUUCGGGUUUAAGGCCAACUUGUGUAUCGAAGGAGGAUUGUCAUGCGACAAGUACUCAAACCGCGGUUACUUUUCUAGCGCUCUAUCUCGUGGCUCUAGGAACCGGAGGGAUCAAACCAUGUGUGUCAUCAUAUGGGGCGGACCAGUUUGAUGACGCCGAUGAACGAGAGAAGAAGCACAAGAGUUCGUUUUUUAAUUGGUUCUAUUUUUCGAUCAAUAUUGGUGCGUUAAUCGCGUCCUCGGUUCUUGUUUGGAUCCAAGAUAAUGUGGGUUGGGGAUGGGGAUUUGGGAUCCCGGCUGUGGCCAUGGCGAUUGCCAUUGGCUCGUUUUUUUUCGGCACACGUUUGUAUCGGAAUCAGAAACCCAGCGGAAGCCCAUUGACCCGCAUCGCUCAGGUCAUUGCGGCUUCUUGGAGGAAACGUCGAGUUCAGGUUCCUAACGACAAGUCUACUCUGUAUGAGACAGCAGACAACGAGUCCGCUAUAGUAGGAAGCCGCAAGCUUGACCACACCAAAUCGUUCAGUUUCUUUGACAAGGCGGCGGUGGAGUUGGAAUCGGAUCGGACUAACGAACCGGCCAAUCCGUGGCAGCUUUGCACGGUGACUCAAGUCGAGGAAUUGAAAUCAAUCGUUAAAUUGCUCCCGAUCUGGGCCACCGGUAUCAUUUUCGCCACGGUUUACGGUCAGAUGAGCAACCUAUUUGUGUUACAAGGCUCGUUCAUGGACAUAUACCUCAACAAAUUCGAAAUUCCUCCAGCGGCCCUAAGCAUUUUUGACACGCUAAGUGUCAUUUUCUGGGUCCCGGUCUAUGACCAGAUCAUCGUACCUGUUGCCCGGAAAUACACGGGCCACAAAUCAGGCCUGACCCAACUCCAAAGAAUGGGGACAGGCCUGGUGAUCUCGAUUUUUGCGAUGCUAGCCGCAGGGACCCUAGAAGUGGUCAGACUUGGGAUCGUCAAAAGAAACAACUAUUACGAUUACAAGAAUAUGCCCAUGUCGAUAUUUUGGCAGGUCCCGCAAUACUUCUUGAUCGGUUGUGCCGAGGUUUUUACUUUUAUCGGACAACUAGAGUUCUUUUACCACCAAGCCCCCGACUCGAUGAGGAGUUUGUGUUCGGCUUUAUCACUAACGACAGUCGCACUCGGAAGCUACCUGAGCUCUUUGCUUGUGACGAUUGUAACAAGUAUUAGUACCAAGGGUGGUAAGCUCGGGUGGAUACCCGACAAUCUGAACCGUGGUCAUUUACAGAACUUCUUUUGGCUUUUGGCCAUUAUGAGCCUGCUUAAUCUCGGGGCUUUUCUGUGGAUUUCGAAUUGGUAUACCUAUAAAAAGCCCGUGGGUACUCUUUCUGCCAAAUUAAAAACCGACGACGUUUCUUCUGAACGUCGACUUACAAAUUCAGAACUAUAA